Molecule: messenger RNA, 611 nt
Organism: Mycetomoellerius zeteki
Lineage: Eukaryota; Metazoa; Arthropoda; Insecta; Hymenoptera; Formicidae
Exons: 3
Coding region: 167-553 (128 amino acids)
Source: RefSeq, a predicted model, not a curated record
UUACCAACCGCCGUUCGGAAAUUAACUCGGGUCGUACAAAACUGACUUACCAGUUGCGUUCGGAAAUAUCGAGUAAAGUCAUUAGUUGUACUCUAGAGUAACUUUUUCAACCUCUGAAUUUUCAGAGGUUAACAGAGUAAAUCCCACUAUUUUAGCGGGAAGUAGUAUGGACGAAAGGAUGGAACAAAACGAAGGAUGGACAUCAACGAGAGAUGCUACUACCGUAGCAUCUCUCGUUGAUCCAAUUGUGGGUCGUCACGUUCCAUAUCGUUUGGAAAAUGGAGAUCUAAUUAUUGAAAAUAAUAUUCUCCUAUUAAUCGAUCAAUUUGAUAAUUCAGUUUGUGCAUGUCAAGCGACUCCAAAUAAUCUUAUAUUAUUGGAAAUUCUUCCUGUGUCUACAUUAUCUGAUUCAUCAGCUUUAUCUACUACAUCUGAAUCAUUAACUAUUUCGAUGCCUACUACAUCCAAAUCAUUAACUGCCUCGAUGUCUGUUACAUCCAAAUCGUCAACUACUCUGAUGCCUACUACAUCUAAUUCAAAGCCACAGGAAUGAAGAAGUCUGGAAGAAUAUAGUUAAAGAGUUGGAAAAUGUCGGUUUCACUGGAUAUACU